Messenger RNA from Pelmatolapia mariae (spotted tilapia), 1460 nucleotides. Its product is annotated as aldo-keto reductase family 1 member D1-like. Gene Ontology annotation, cellular component: cytosol. The transcript has 9 exons. Gene Ontology annotation, biological process: bile acid biosynthetic process. Bases 338 to 1402 code for a protein of 354 amino acids. Gene Ontology annotation, molecular function: Delta4-3-oxosteroid 5beta-reductase activity; aldose reductase (NADPH) activity. The record is from RefSeq and is a predicted model, not a curated record. NCBI's taxonomy places the organism in Eukaryota, Metazoa, Chordata, Actinopteri, Cichliformes, Cichlidae.
UACCGUGUUAUGCUUCUGGUGACUUUAUUUAUGGCACUACAAGACCUUUAUGAUAGGCUGUGUGAAAUUCAAAUGUAUUAGGUUUUGUUGGCUUCAGGCUUCAGCCAGGCCUAUGGACAUAUGGACAUUUUUUUUGUAACGUUGUAACACUGUUUGCUGAAAAGAUACUCACAAAGUGCUGGUGUCAUAUUCACAUAUGAUUAUGAUUAUAAGAGUGUUUUUGUUUUCAAGUUAAAUGGUAUUCUGGAAAGCUGGUGAAGAACUGUUUUAAAAAUGGGCACACUGCUCUGGUUCAGAUUAAAGUCACUUGCGCAAUUGAGUGGAAGAUAAUGUCUUCAUGGUUCAAGGUUCAUGGCCAAUCUAUGGGUUAGCCUUGAGAGAAGUGCGCUGCAGUUCAAUUGUCCACAUUUUGGACACAAACAUGAAUCUAACAGCGGAAAGCCACAGAAUCCCUUUGAGUGAUGGUAACAGUAUUCCACUCCUGGGACUGGGCACCUAUGGGGACCCUCAAACGACACCCAAAGGCACUGCAUGUGACUGUGUCAAGCUGGCCAUAGAUGUGGGCUACAGGCACUUUGAUGGGGCGUUGGUAUAUUUCAAUGAGCAUGAAGUGGGUCAGGCCAUUAGGGAGAAGAUAGCUGAUGGAACCGUUAGAAGAGAGGACAUCUUUUACUGCGGAAAGCUCUGGAAUACCUUCCAUCCACCAGAGUUGGUGAGACCAGCCUUAGAGAAGACACUGAAAGCCUUAAAACUGGACUAUGUGGAUCUCUACGUCAUUGAGCUUCCAAUGGCCUUCAAGCCUGGAAAGGCCUUUUAUCCAAAGGACCAAGAUGGAAACUACAUCUACCACCACACAGAUCUCUGUGCAACAUGGGAGGCUUUAGAGGCUUGCAAAGAUGCUGGACUGGUUAAGUCCCUGGGAGUCUCCAACUUCAAUCGCAGGCAGCUGGAGCUGCUUCUGAAUAAACCUGGUCUCAAACACAAACCCGUAUCCAACCAGGUCGAAUGCCACCCAUAUUUCACACAACCAAAACUUCUGGAGUACUGUCGUCACAAUGACAUCGUGAUUGUUGGCUAUUGCCCAAUUGGCUCCUCCAGAGAUGCAUCUUGGGUGAAUUUGAAAUGUCCUCCUCUGCUGGACGAUGAGGUGCUUGUAUCCAUUGGGAAAAAAUACAACAAAAGUAGUGCCCAGGUGGCCCUGCGCUUCAACAUACAGAGAGGAGUUGUAGUGAUCCCAAAGAGCUUCAACCCUGAGCGGAUCAAACAUAACUUCCAGAUAUUUGAUUUUUCACUGACUGAGGAAGAAAUGAAAGCCAUUGAAGCACUGAACAAAAAUAUUCGGUUUGUUGAGUUGCUGAUGUGGAGUGAUCAUCCGGAGUACCCCUUUCAUGAUGAAUACUGACCUUUGUAACUUUCACGUGAUGUACUUGAUUUUUAAGAAAGAUGGAAUAAAUAACAGA